GGCUGGGACUUAGCUUUUACUGGGAAGCCGGUGAUCACGAGCUCGGAGACCUUCUCCUGGUGUGGAAGAGGCUGCCGGGGCCAGCAAGGGGCAAAUGGAGUCAGAGUCCUACAACCUGCUGCAGCUCCCCAAGGUGACGGGCCCGCCGGUGGAGGAGGAGCUCUCCCAAGGAGAAAAGAGGAAGUACCUGCCCCCCGCUUCCCGGCAGGAUCCCAAAUUUGAGGAACUGCAAAAGGUGCUGAUAGAGUGGAUCAACACCAAGCUCCUCCCCGAGCACAUUGUGGUCCGCAGCCUGGAGGAAGACAUAUUCGAUGGGCUCAUCCUGCACCACCUUUUCCAGAUGCUGACCGGGGUCAAGCUGGAGGUGGAGGAGAUGGCUCUGACCGCCCCAAGCCAGAGGCGCAAGCUGGAGGUGGUGCUGGAGGCCAUCACCCGCAGUCUGCAGGCGGAGGAAAGGCAGCUCAAGUGGAGUGUGGAAACCAUCUUCAGCAAGGACCUGCUGGCCACCUUGCAUCUGCUCGUGGCCUUGGCCAAGCAUUUCCAGCCUGACCUGCCCCUCCCGACCAACGUCCAGGUGGAUGUGAUCACCAUGGAGAGCACCAAAAGUGGUUUGAAGUCAGAGAAGUCAGUGGAACAGCUCACUGACUGCAGCACAGACAAGGACCAACCUGCAAAGGACGUCUUUGAUGAAUUAUUUAAGCUGGCCCCGGAGAAAGUGAACGUGGUGAAAGAGGCCAUUGUGAACUUCGUCAACCAGAAGCUGGACCGCCUGGGCCUGUCUGUGCAGAACCUGGACACCCAGUUUGCAGACGGGGUCUUCUUACUCCUGCUGAUUGGACAGCUGGAAGGCUUCUUCCUGCACUUGAAGGAAUUCUACCUCACUCCUGCCUCUCCUGCAGAAAUGCUGCACAAUGUCACCCUGGCCCUGGAGUUGCUGAAGGACGAGGGUCUGCUCAACUACCCCAUCGACCCCAAAGACAUUGUGAACAAGGACACCAAAAGCACGCUGCGGGUCCUGUAUAGCUUGUUUCAAAAGCACAAGCUGAAAGAAAGCACGGACAGCGCACCCCGUGGAUCCCCGAUUUAAUCCCAGAAGCCGCUUCUCAGAGCCUGCCUGCACACCAGCCGGAAGGCCCCAGACGGCCCUGCCCCCCAGGCCCGGCCCCGUCUGAUGCCUGUGCCCCCCUCCCCACUCCCGUGUCCGUCUGAGUAUCUCUGGAUUCAGCAGGCAUGCAUGGAUCAGUUUUGAGCCAA
Messenger RNA from Neogale vison (American mink), 1254 nucleotides. It is a transcript of the gene PARVG, whose product is annotated as parvin gamma. Gene Ontology annotation, biological process: establishment or maintenance of cell polarity; cell projection assembly; actin cytoskeleton organization. Lineage: Eukaryota; Metazoa; Chordata; Mammalia; Carnivora; Mustelidae. Gene Ontology annotation, cellular component: actin cytoskeleton; focal adhesion; cytoplasm. The record is from RefSeq and is a predicted model, not a curated record. Gene Ontology annotation, molecular function: actin binding. The transcript is spliced from 13 exons. Bases 95 to 1087 code for a protein of 330 amino acids.